This is a messenger RNA of Bipolaris zeicola 26-R-13, 642 nucleotides long. RefSeq lists its product as uncharacterized. The record is from RefSeq and is a predicted model, not a curated record. Bases 1 to 642 code for a protein of 213 amino acids. Lineage: Eukaryota; Fungi; Ascomycota; Dothideomycetes; Pleosporales; Pleosporaceae. The transcript is spliced from 3 exons.
AUGAUUGCUACUGACCAUACCGAUGACGAUGAUGACAAUGACAAUGACGAUGCCAUGAUGGGCCGACGGGCAAUGCGCGACGCGCGACGACUCCAUCAAACACCAUGGUUCCCUCUCUCCAACUCUCUUUCCCUCUCACACGCACUAUCACCCGCCACACCCCCUCGAGGCCAACACCAAAACCGUCGUCCAAGCGAGUCAACUUCAUCACAUAUCCUGGCGGAGAUCGCACUCAUCUGUUCAGGUAAAACGGCUUUGAUGCACCCCUGGGUUCAUUUUGACAUGUUCCUCACGCUGCCGAGGCCGUCGUCGUCCAUGUCGCGUAGAAAAUCUCCACCAUGGCGCGAACCGCCAGCGGGCGUGCUGACAGCUAUUCACACGCCUAGUGCACUACCAAGGCCGAGAGCCGGCGCUGGGCACGACACGAUGCAUUUGCCCUGUGCAAGAGAGCUGCCAGGCCAGCUAACCGGCCAGCAGACCAGCAGGCCAGCAACCAAGCCAGCAGUCUGCGCCACCGGCACGGUCGCCCCCCACCCGCACGUGCUUGUCACAACCCAUUGCUGUCUCUGUCGGCUCACCCACGCCCCCUUCGCCGCCACACUGGCCGGCGGGUCGAGACGGACCAACGUCCUCUUUUCAUGA